AUAUGUAUUGACGUCUAUUGUAGAGUCAGUGAACAGUGGAUCGUCUUACAAUGUUUAUUCAAGAUUGAAGAUUAAUUAUUCACUUACGAUUUAUGAAAAUGACAUUAACCAAUAUCUUAAUUGAUUUUUCAAAGCAUCAACAAAUAUGAAGACAUUAAUUAUAUAAUACAAUAUUCUACACAACCUCUUUCCAACAUAUUUACCAUCUAAGAAAAUGGCUGCUGAGUUACCACGUGAUUUAGAUGGUUUUAUACCUCUAUUAUUGACUUCUGAUAUUCGAAUGAAGGUAACUGUAGGUUGUAAAUUAUUUACUUAUUUAGAAGAACCUAGUAAUUCAAUUGAAUGCUCAGAUAUUGGAAUCUUUAUUGAUGGGAUUGUUCAAUGGUUAUUAAAUAGCAAUCCUAAAGUUACUCAGUAUGGGAUUGAAAUAAUCACACAAUUAAUCAACAGAAUGAGAAUAAAUUUUAGACCUUACAUUUCUACCAUACUACCCAUAGCUAUUGAUCGAAUUGGUGAUAGUAAAGAACCAAUUAAAGUUAAAACACUUUUUCUCAUAAUGAAAUUAAUGGAAUGUAAUACCAUAAGCCCGCAAGCUUUAUUUGACAAAAUAUCAGUUAAUGCUUUUAAUCAUAAAAAUAGUUGCGUUAAAGAAGGAUCUAUGAAAUUAUUAUUGUUAACUAUUGAAGAAUUUGGUGUAAAUUGUAUUACAAUAUCUAAAAUUAUACCCAUGAUUAUAAAACUUUUAAGUGAUCCUAAUGUUCAAGUGAGACAAAAAGCAUUUGAAACACUUGUUGAUUUGUAUAAGCAUGUCGGGGAAAAGUUACGUAUUGAUAUUCAAAAAAAUUAUUCAAUUCCUCAAAACAAAAUGACAGACUUGAUGAAUAAAUUUGAUGAAGUUAAAUUAACUACAAAUUUAUUACCAACUACUUCUGUGGGGUUUUUUUCAACUAAUGAUGAUGAGCCUGAUCGGGCUUGCACAUUUACACCUAAAUAUGUUGUUAGUAAUAUUAAAAGACCAGUUUCAUUUUUACCUCUAAAAUCAAAUUCUACUUCACCAUUACAACAGGUUGAUUUUGUACGAAAAUCUACAUCAUCAUCAGCAUUAUCUGUUUCACAUGCAUGUGGAGUUGAUGAAGAUACUUUUAUUCGGUCUUUUGAAGACGUUCCUACAUUAAGCAUUUAUAGUAUACGAGAUUUAGAUGACACUAUGAAAAAGAUACAUGAAUCUAUUCAAGAUAGUAAUGAACAAUGGAAUAAACGUGUUGACUCAUUAAAGAAGAUAAGAUCACUUGUAUUAAUUGGAGCAACAAAAUAUGAAGAGUUUUUCAAUAAUUUGAGAUAUUUAGAACAUUCUUUCCAAAUAUCUAUUAAAGAUUUGAGAUCUCAGGUUAUUAGAGAAACAUGUAUUACUAUAGCAUUUUUAUCCCAACGUUUGGGUAAUAAAUUUAACCAUUUUUCAGAAUCCAUUUUUAGCAAUUUAAUUGAUCUCAUACAAAAUUCAGCAAAAGUAACUGCUUCAUCUGGAUUAGUUGCUAUCCGAUUCAUUCUAGAAUAUACUCAUGCUCCUCGUAUUAUACCUAUUCUUGCAAAUAGUUUGGGAUCAAAGUCAAAAGAUAUUCGUCGUGCAUGUUGUGAAUUUUUUGAUCAAAUUCUGCGUAAAUGGCCAACUCAAGCAAUAGAAAGACAUUUAACUAUACUACAAGAUUGCAUUAAAAAGGGUAUUGCUGAUGCUGAUUCAAGUGCUCGGAUGUUAUCUAGAAAAGCUUAUUGGGGAUUUUGCAAACAUUUUCCUGAGCAUGGAGAAAUAUUAUUAAAUAAGUUGGAGCCAGCAUAUCGUAAAAUAUUAUUGACAAGUUCUGAAUCAAAUUCGUGUUUAUCAAAAUCUGUAACAGUUGAAAGUACAAAAUUGAAUUAUCAUCGUCCUUCUUCUUCACAUAGUAAUAUAUCUGUAAGAUCAAGAAGUGCCAUAGACUUACAAACUGCUAAAAGUUCAAAAGCACAUACUCAAAAUUCAACACUUGUUAAACAAAAAUUCAACCCCAUGGUGUCUAAUCAAUCAGUUACUAAGAAGGGUAAUGAAAAUUUAUACCAAACAAACAGAGAGAGAAGAUCAAGAGUUCGAGUAUCACUUUCUCAAACAGCUAGUCGUUCUGGAUCACCAUCUUCAAAAUUAAAUUUUGUUCAAACAAAUUCACAUAAAACUACUUCUGGUAUACCCAAAUCUCGAGAUACUAGUAGAGAAAUUAGUCCUAAUAGAUUUAAUGUUCAUGAUUCACACAUGAAUAGUAAAGAACCACCUAGUUUGAUUAAACCCAGACUAAUAAUGGCACAAAAGAUAUUAGUACAAAGUCAAGAAGCUGAGUCUGUUAUUACUGAUGCUUUAAGUAACAAAAAUUGUUAUAAGUCUCCAAGAAAAGUAUUAGAGAGAUUAUUUGAUGAUUAUAAUGAUGAUAGUGAGACAUCUAGUGUUUGUUCUGAACGCAAAAUUGACUAUCGUAAGCGAUUUUCAGAUUCAUUUUACUUAAAUAGAUCACAAUGUGGCCAACAUAAAGAAAUUUGGAAAAACUCUAGUUUGAAAUGUUUAAAUAUUGAAGAUAUAAUAUCAAGGUGUGAAAGUUCAAACUGGAAUAAUCGCAAGGAAGGCUUAUUAAGUUUACAAAAAUAUUUUCAACAAGGAAAUAUUAUGAGUAAAUUAUUACUAACAAAAAUAACAGAGGUGUUUACUAAAAUGAUUAUGGAUUCUCAAACCAAAGCCAUAAGUCUCUUUCUAGAUGUACUUAAUGAGUUAAUUAUUACCCAUAGUCAAUAUUUAGAAUAUUGGUUAUAUACACUUUUAGUCAAGUUAUUCAAUAAAGGAGGCUCUGAUAUACUUAAUUCUGUACAUUCAAAAAUAUUGAAAACAUUGGAAAUUAUAAGAUCAUCUUUCCCUUGUGAUUUGCAGCUAACUGCUGUGUUUAAAUUUCUUACAGACCCUACACAAACACCUAAUAUUAAAAUUAAAAUAUUUGCCAUGAGUUAUAUCUCACAAUUAGCUGUCAAUGCAGACUCAAGGUCAAUUUUUCUUUCUGUUGUAAAUGACAAAAAAGAUUAUGCUACUUUAGCAUUGAUAAAAAUGAUUGGAUGGACUAUGUGUAAUAAUAAUAUAAAACAAGGGCCCGAAUUGAGACGUGCAUCUCAGGAAGCUAUACUAGCUUUGUAUAGUUUAAAUGCAUCUCAAAUCACAUUGCGAUUAUCCCAGUUACCGGAAGAGUAUCAAGAGAUAUUUUCUAGACUCUUGAAAAUUAAAGUAAGAAGAAGUAGUAUUGAUCAAAUUACGUCUCUAAAUUAUAGUGGCCAGAUAUCAACAAAUCUAGCUUCACCACCUUUACAACCUGACACCAUUGAUAUUUUUAAUUUGAAAGAAAUACAUAAGUCAUUUAAACAAUCUACUGGUAAAGUUCAAAAGUGCUGUUUAAAAUAUCAUUAUCCUGAGGAGAUGAGUGCUGAUUCAUAUGAAUCUAGAGAAAAUAAUUCAUCUAUACAUAUUGAAACUAAUAGUCAUAAUUUAAAUAGUUUCAGUAAUAGCCAUACUACAGUAGAUGGUGGAAUCAUACAAAUUCUUGAUGAUUUAGAUAAAGAUACUCUGCAGUUUCACGAUAAACAAUCAAUUUUGAUUCAUCUAAAAGAAUUAAUAAAAUAUGAUUAUUCUUCUUGUAAACUUAUAAAUAAUAUCGAAAAAAUGAUUAAAGUUAUUUUUAAGUUAUUAAUAGACACUGAACCAACUAUACGAGAACAUACAAUGACUUUGGUAAUGUAUUUAGUUCAAAAAUCUGAAGUAGUUGUCUAUUUUCACGACUAUACUGAGUUGAUUAUAUUGAAAAUAAUAAAUAUGUGCUGUGAUUCAUAUAAAUCUGUUGUUAAAGUUGCAGAAGAAUGUUUAAUUACUUUGAGUGUAUCUUUACACAUAGAAACAGUUGUGAAAAUAAUAACACCUUUAAUAUUGGCAAAAGAAUUUCCAGUCAAUUUGAUUGCAAUUAGAAUGAUGACAAAAAUUAUUGAUACAUAUGGCAGUCCACCUAUAAUUGAUAAAAUAAAAGACAUUAUGUCUGGUCUAUUGCAAAGCUAUGAUAAUCCUGAUAGUGCAGUCCGUAAGUCAGCUGUAUUCUGUAUGGUCUCAUUAUAUAAAGUAUUUGGUUCACAAGAAUUUAUACCUCAUAUUUCAAGUCUAAACGGCGCAAAACUCAAAUUAUUAAAUUUAUACAUUGAACGUUCUCAACAGUCCAUCAAGAUCAAUUAAUUUUAUU
Molecule: messenger RNA, 4283 nt
Organism: Melanaphis sacchari
Lineage: Eukaryota; Metazoa; Arthropoda; Insecta; Hemiptera; Aphididae
Product: CLIP-associating protein 1-like
Exons: 3
Coding region: 215-4276 (1353 amino acids)
Biological process (GO): mitotic spindle assembly
Cellular component (GO): microtubule organizing center; mitotic spindle; spindle microtubule
Molecular function (GO): microtubule binding
Source: RefSeq, a predicted model, not a curated record